AGAAAUAGCUGCUAAUGCUAUCAAAAGCCAAAUGAUCAGCUCCACUAAGUGAUGAAAAUUGAUGAUUUAUUGAUUUGAUUUCGUCAUCUUAGAUUCAAAAAAAAUGCCGACCGUUGCAUCUUUAUCCUCUUCUCAACACGAAGAUCUUCGAGCCGUUGACCAGGUGAAGUGGGCUCUGAAGCCGUUAUUGGACAGCCCGAUCUAUUCUCAUGAAGGGUUGGCACUUUUGACGAUCUUGAACAAUCCAGGCAAGUCAAGUGCUGAAGUGGAACCCAAAGUCCAGAAUCUACUUCAGAAGGUUCCUCAUCAUAGUUUUUUUUGUGCCUACCAGCCGUCCCAACGAUGACGAAAGUCAGCCAAAGCAAAGGUUUCUUUUGACAAGACAAUUUUGGUCGAACUAGGAUACAACAUUCGUAUAAAAAAAGCUCUAGUCGUACGACGAUUCAUUCUGGAAAUCGGCUCUCAGCUUCGUGUUGUCUGACAUUUUUUACCUGUAGUUCUCUAUCAACCGCAGGUUGCACGGUGUGUCCUAGAACAAGUUUGUAGUCGGUUUCUUGUACGAUGGCGGGCAUUGCACCUUGAGGAACGGCUGAGUCCAGAGAAAACGAAAGCUGCGGACAAGAAAAAGCCGCCAGUUUACACGGGUCUUAACAAUCUCACAGGAGCGUUUAGCGGAACAAGCAGUACGUCAGGACUGCCACCCAACAUAGGAAUAGUUGUCGACCACAGCUCACCAGUGUCGCGGCACGCGAGUGUGGAGCAUUUUAUUUGUACACCGGAAAGAAUAGCGAGUCGAGACGGUCCUUCAGUACCCGUCUCAGACGCAGAAGUGACGGCGAACAGCGGCUCAGCCACUUCGAGUAAGAGUACUGGCAACCUGGUAAGCUGGUCCCAUCAGAACAGCAACCGAAGUGAUCCUGAACCACAAAGACAAGAUAGUAAUCAUCUUGCAAGAACAAGUGCUGAAGAGGUUCACCAUCAUCUUGCGAAUACUCUUCAACAUCUUGGAGGUACGAUACGAGCAAGAAUACCCGCUACGGUUUUCGCUCAAGGAGAUGAACGAGCAGACGGCCCAGAGGAGUUUAGUAUCGCAAGUUGCAAUUCGUCCGGUGCCGUUCCUGACUACCAUCUACAUGAGCACGAGUUCGGAAUAUCUGAGGACGUUGCGCGGGAUAUUAUCGGCGAGUCGCCCGCACAGCGGGCAGGCGCAAAAAUGGAAGACACAGAGGCACAACUGCUGAGUAUGAGCGCUCCAUCUCAUGUCGAAGACGACGAGGAGGAGGACUCACUGCACGACGAGAGUGUGCAUGAGGAAUAUGCAGGAGACGCAGUGGAAGAUUGCGUAGAUAGUAAGGAGCAAGAAUUGUACGACGAGGAGGUGGAGGGUCAGGACUUCAGCAGGAGUUCUCGGCAAGAAGACCCUGAGGACGUGGCAAAUGAUGCCGAGGAUGGGGUAGGAGAUGCAGAAGCUGAGCUGAGUGACAAUGAAGAGGUGCCUCGGCUAGAUCGAAAGUUACCAUACGAGCCUCCGUCACUGCACGAGCAACUACUAGAGCUGCGUCGGCUGAAAUCCUUCGAGACAGCAGCAGGAUCGAAAGAGUCGUCCUCUAUACAGCAACGACAGACAUCGACAUCGACGCCUCCUUUGGACAGUGCUUCUUACCAAAGCCAGGAUGUCGAUGGUAGCCGCGGGAGUGAGAGCUUUUCCUUCUACGUGGAAAACCAGGAAAGUAGCACGGGCGCAAAGAACGCUGGCGGGUCAAGUAGUCAGGACGUAGAGCAUGCCAGAAGAAGAGCUGUGGUUCCGGUCACAGGUUUGUCCUCCCCGCCCUCAUCUGAAGGCGGCGUAGCUGGUUCGUUCGGGACUCAUGGUAGCGCGGGCUACCGUGUGCGGCAGCUGCGGCUUGGCGGUCAGUUAGAAAAUGCUCAAUCCACUUCUCAGGAGGGUACGCCGUUGGUUUCUACAAGUGCUGGCGUUGCACAGAUUUUCUCGAAGCUUCCAGCAAGUAAGGACUCGGCUUGCGAGAGAGUUCCCGAGUGCCUCUACGAUGGUGAGGCACUCUUAUCCCACCUGGAGGAUAACUGCGGUCACAUUUUAGGAGACCUGAAUAGCGAAAAGAAGAAGGAGCCUCGGAAGCUGACCGUGUAUGAAGCAAAAGAGGUCUAUAACAGGCUUUGGCAAACGGCGCAGAAAGAUGUGGCAAAGAAGCACGAGCUGGAAGUACAGCGCCGAGAACGCGAACGUGCUCCAGCGAAGCAGGGAGUCAAUGCACGGGGAGGUGCCGUACCUGUAGCUGGUCAGCGCGCCGCGGAGCGGCUUUAUCGCGAUGCCGGAAGACGCAAGAGAUCGGCAUCCUCACACGAUGUGACAAGCUAUACUUCUGGCGUCCCUGGUCGCGAUAGCGGAUUCGUCGCCCCGUCCGCUGGGAGCACCAGUGCUGGUGCAAGUUUUUCAAUACUUAGUUCGAAACCACGAGCGCAACUCCAAAUUUAGCUGAUUCCAGGAAGUAAUGCUGGGAAACCGGCACAUUCUUACAUUUAGCAUCAUUCCCAUGAAUACUGCAUAUGCAGGUAUUCGGCCUCCAAGCGGCGGCGCCGUUCAGCAGCGCAAAAAAGGUGCUCGAGGACGGAGUCGGUCUGGUUCUCUCGGAAGACGUGUGACGGCGGCUGCUGUCGGGGAGCGUCUAUACCAGCAAGGAUUUGCGUCUCGUGAACGUCGCUCGCAGGUGCAGCAGGAACAAGAGCGCACCAUCAGAGAGCUAGCCAACCGAUCAGCGAGCGCCGGACGAAACAAGGUACUACCAGAUUGUGAUCCAUGAAUGAAAUGCACGUGCACUUCUAGAUUUGUGUACAUUUGAUUUUGAUAUUCUGGCAUGGGUUGUUUGCGUGAAAAUCGAACACGACGACCAUGUUUAUGUUCUGUCAUUUGCAGGAAACACUCGGGAGGCGAGAAGGUGCUCUCGUGUCGAAAAUUGUCGAUCGUGUUUUUGCCAAUGCUAUGGCGCACGAGAAGCUGCGGGCAAAAGCAGAGCUGUCCUUGCUACCUGAGGAGGAAGAUACAACAGCUGCGGAGCGAGGAAAGCAAAGCGGUGGCUCUUCAGUAUCAAAAAGAAAAAUCAUCAAAAUGUUUUUUAAAAUGAGUUGACAGCUUUGUUUCGAGGACAGGCACAAAACCGGCAGGAAAAUGCUGCAAUUUACAUCUUUUUUUAAUGCAGUUUCGUAGAUCGUCUACUUAGUAAUCGAUGGCUUAUCAUACAGAAGGAUAUCAACAUGUAUGAGUAUGACUAAUAUUAGAUAGAGAAAUUUCUGACGAAAUCACACUCAGAAGCAGACAGGCGGUUCUUCACCAGCAUAUGUUACGUGUGAUCAAACGCCAUCAGAUUCGGAUGGUGGGGCAUCGGAGACGAUCCGACGGGGGCCCACGGAAUCAAGCGCGGUAGUAGCGAAGAUAAGAUUCAAUAAAGUGAUCAAACAGGAGUACAUUUCAAAUGUUCAGGAGGAACUAAAGGUAAGUAGACAUUGUCUGCUGUAUUAUCUGCUUCAAUGAUCUUCUGGCAGUCUUCAUUUGCAUAGCACAAUCUAGGUUCGUACGAGUUCUACUAAAUUAUAUAUUUGAAUAGGUUGCCGCAGCCGCACGGGCGCGUUCGCCACCAGUGCUCAGUGGGUAUCGAGCGGUGCCUGCUGGGGGGGCACAGGUUACGACAGCCGAUCAGAACGCGAAAAAGCGAGUGAAGGUCGUUGUGACACCGACGAGUACUUACGGCGGUUCACUGUCCGAGCGGGGGCCGAAAACAAUGUCUGGUUCAGUGGGUGAGGCUGAGUCGACCUCUGCAUCAUCAUGUGCAUCUUUAAAGAGCCAUGUCGUGAGUAGUCCGACACCAGCAGCACAGCGGCCUUACGUCAAUGCUAGUCCAUCACUUGGGAGACCGGUCAUGUCGAUGUCGUCACAACAACCUCGACAACAAGGAACUACGACAAGUGGUGUUGCUAACUCAAUAAAUACAAUGUUGCCGACCAAUCAGACAAGUACUCGCGUUCCUUCAACAGCCUCUAGUUCCACUUCGUCUUCGUCAACGCGACCCAGGCUCUUUUCGUGGCAAGGGACUCCGCCUCGGCAGAUUCAGAUUGCUCCACAGAAGAACUUUCUUCUCUCUCCUGCACCGAUCGCCACUGCAGGCGUAAAAACGGUAACGCUCCCAACAGCAAGUAGUCCAAGCACGACGAGUGCAACCGUAGCAAGUUCAUCUUUUUCUGGAGGUGCAGCACCUGCUCCAGGGCAAGCACAGCGUGCAGCAGUUACUGCAGCUAGCACUACCAGAACCAGAAGUAGUACAAACGGAGGUACUGGAUCAAGUGUUCUGAACACGACUGGCGUUGUUGGCGUUCCCUCAAGUACCAAGACCGCGGUAAUUCUUGAGCAAGAUGACUUUGCUCUAGACUGUGCGACUAGCAUCAACACAAGCAUCAACUCGAAGUCUAACCUUUUUUUCAACAAGCAAGCUAUAAAACACCGACAUCAGCAUGGAGCUCGACCGCCUGCUACCGACGAUUAUCACGGAGGCGGCCCUCCUGUUGAACAGAAGACUUAUUACAUACAACCUGAUCAUUCAUCAUCUUCUACUUCUUCAGGAAGAGGCGGAGAUCGACAAUACGAACAACAAAUGAACUCCGUGCCUGCAUCCGAAUAUUUGGCAACUGCUGGACAUCAGCUUCCUCAUCCGUCUGGACCACUCUCAACACGCCCCAGUCCUCAGCGUCAGCCUGCGGCGCCUCCGUCGAACUACUUCAUGCAGCGGGUCCUGCGACACUGAAAUUUACGAGAACGUGUGUGGUGCAAGUGUGGGCGUAUACGCAAACACGCCUUUCAUGAAGCUCGUAUCUGCACCAUCACACACUCGAAAAAGAUAGACUACACACUCUCGACAUAUUCGAACAACUUAGAACUUUUUUAGGCCCAUUGCGUGAAAUGACAUAACAGAUAGCAAAUAAUUGCGAAGAGUGACAUUUCACCGAUUGUUCCAACUCCAAUUUCACAUCAAUGAAAUAACAACGAAAACGACUAUCUACUUCAUCCUACGGUUUUUCUGAGUUUGUCAUGAAAAAUUUAAUGAACGUGAAUGAAAUUGAAAACCGCUACUCAAAAGAAAAGAAUGCAGGCGCAACAAUUAUAGAAAACAUCUUUGAAAGAAAUAUUCUUAGACUGCGCACAGUAAUGAAAAGAAACGUGCAAAGAUUCUCAAUAUUUUCUUAUGAUCGCUUCAAUAGACCAGUAGUAUCAACGCAACGACUUUCUAGGUAAAGCGUUCACAUCCUUCAUUUUCAUCUACACUUACACAAUUGAUCGUUCCGGAUGCGCUUCGGCAAUAAGUCUCUAUGAGCAUUAUGAGCUCUCGCACAUGACUGUAAGUCAGGCAAAAGAAAACUGGUUUACAAUUGUCUUCAACAAAGACAGGGAAGUCCCAAGCCUUAAGAAGGCGACG
Amoebophrya sp. A25 is the source of this 5480-nucleotide messenger RNA. The record is from the annotation of a GenBank genome assembly. Lineage: Eukaryota; Dinophyceae; Syndiniales; Amoebophryaceae.